AUGUCCAGCACUUUAAACUUUAGUUAAAUUCUUAAUAAUCACUUGAAUAGUAAGAAUAAUUAAGAUUCCUAGAUAUUAUGAAUCCUUAAAGUUUCAUUUAACCUUUUAACUUAUAAUAGCUAUAAAGAAAUGGUACAGCGACUAAUGGAAAUGAGAAUGAAAUGAAUAUAGAAAAUUUUGUAAAUUUCUUAAUAAUAUUUUAGAUUCCAAAUAACAUUUCAAGUUAAAAUGGAAACGAUUAAAACAUUGUAGCUCUAUAGACAAUCAAGUCUGAAUAUAAUAGAGAUUCUCCACAUUUAAAGAUUAAUGUUUACAAAUAACAUCAAUAGACUAAUUAAAAAACAUAUAUACUUCAAGAUGACAAGUAAUGUUUCUCAUUUAUAGUUAGAAUCAUAGGGGGUAAUUAAAUUCACAAAAAUGAAAUCUAAAUAAUAAGAAGAAGGAAAACUUCAAGAUCUAGUGAAAAUAAUUUGGAUAUUGGUAGAAAAUUGAAUAAAUUUUAAGGCCUCACUCCUAUAGAAUCUAAUAUUGAUUAAGUCCCUUGUAAAAUUUCAACAGAAUUUGGAUUUAAAUAUUCUAGUAGAAUAACUCCUUAGAUCCUAGUAUUUCUUUCAUUGAAAUAGUUCAAUUCUAAUUUUGCUGCUUUGCCAUCAAAUGUAUUCAAACUUAUUCAUCAAUUUAUUAAGUAAGUUGAUUUUUUAUUUUUUAGAGAACAACCAAAAUUUUAUAUUUAAGAUUGUGGAACAUCACUUAAAACCUUAGUUAGAAUUUAAAAAGAUAAUCCAAGAAUAAUGAAUGAAAAUAAUAAAUACUUAAUUGGAGCUGAUUUCUACUUUCAUGUUGUUUAGUUAAGCACUUAUAAUUUAAAAUUUGAAGAUAAAAGAUAAUAAGAAACAAAUACUGAUUAUUUUUAUUAAACUCUUGUUAGAGAACAUACUAGAGAUAGAGCCAGAAUACAUGGAUUAUCAAAAGAAGAAUAAGAUAUAUUUUAAAGUAUAGAUAUUUGAUAUAAAAUGCUAGAAUAUUUAUAAAAUUAUAUUUAAAUGAAGAAAAAAGGAAGAAAAUAAUAUAGUUUAGAAAAUUGCAAUCGUCCUUUUCUAAAAAUAUAAUUUGAUACUCCUAUAGUAAAAUAGAUGGCUAUUUUUAUUGCAAGACCAGGAGGAUCAAAAAUAUUUAAAAUAGGAAGGUCUUAGGAUUGUGAUAUUAUUGUUAAUAUGAAUACAGUUUCUAGAAAGCAAACAUAAAUUAAGUUUAACGUAAAUUAAUGGGAAAUAUGUGAUGGAGAAGGAAUAAAACAAUCUGCUAAUGGUACUUGGUAGUCAUUAUAAUAAUAUGAAAAUCCAUUAAAUCCAACAUAAUAAAAAAUAAGUCAACCAUUAAGAAUAGAAGACAAAAUGGAAAUAAAAAUUAGUGAAAAUAUAUUUAGAUUUGAUAUGGUAGGAUUUGGUAUUUAAAAAAGGUAAUAUAUUAAAAUUAUAUCUUUUAGAAUAAAAUUAAAUAAUUAAUUAUAUAAAGACCUAACUAAUAUUGAUUUAUUUUGA
Molecule: messenger RNA, 1541 nt
Organism: Paramecium pentaurelia
Lineage: Eukaryota; Ciliophora; Oligohymenophorea; Peniculida; Parameciidae
Source: the annotation of a GenBank genome assembly